CUGGAGAUGGAUCAGCACCACCUGUGGAUCUGCUUCCUUUGCCUGCAAACCUGGUCUGAAGCGGCAGAAAGAGGAACAGAUUCGUCGGUGGUGACUGGGAUUCUUGGGGAGUCAGUUACUUUCCCCAUAGUUAUUCAAGAACCACAGAAAAUUAAUAGCAUUGCCUGGACGUGUGAAUCAUCUGUUGCUUUUGUAAAACCAGGAGUCCAAGGAGCACCACCUGACGUUACUGUGACCCAUCUCAGUUAUAAAGGACGAAUAAAAGUCAUAGAUCAGAACUACAGUCUGGUCAUUGGGGACCUGAGAAUGGAAGAUGCAGGAAUUUACAAAGCAGACAUAAAUGAGGAGAACUCUGACCACACCAUCACCAAGCGUUACCACCUUCAAAUCUACCGUCGGCUUGAAAAACCAACAAUUACACAGAGUUCAAUAACGUCUGUAAACAAUACUUGUAAUGUCACCCUGACAUGCUCUGUGGGAAAAGAAGAGAAAAAUGUGACAUACAGUUGGAGUCCCUCUGGAGAGAAAAGCAAUGUCCUUCAAAUCUUCCAGUCCCCUGAGGACAAAAAACUAAUUUACACAUGCAUGGCCAAGAACCCUGUCAGCAACAAUUCUGACUCCAUCACUGUCCAGAAACUCUGUGCAGACACUCCAAGCUUCCAAUCUCACCAUGCUGGGUCCUCAAGUGGACUGGCUGCACUCUCUCUGCCUAUUCUCAUUCCGAUUCUGGUGCUUCUGUUCUAUUUGUACAAGAGAAAGCAAGGUACUUUGGGAGAGGAAACAGUAUAUUCCCCAGUUUCAAAAAAUGCUUCUCACAGAGAGUCCAGAAUCUAUGAUGAAAUCCCUGAGUCCAAGGUGUUGUCCUGUAAGGAAGAGCCAAUAAACACCAUUUACUCCUCAGUGCAGGCUUCUGAGAAGAUGAGGAAAAGCAACAUGAAGGAUGACAGACCUCCCAAGACUUUGGAUAAUGAAAUUGUCUAGUUAAACAGACAGUAUUAUCCCUGUGGAGACUAAGUUACAACCAGUGUGAGGACAGGUGUCCUAGACACCCAGACCUUCCCUGGCUGCCCCCUUAGCUGGACAUUGCAAAUCACCCCACUUCAGCAUACAAGCAGAGCAAGAAACUUCCACUAGUUUUUAAACUCUAUUUCAUUUGGCAUAUUUAAGCCUCUACCUCCCUUCCAUCAACCCUUUAGCUAGGUAAGAGGGAGAAGGUUAGUGGGGAGAGGGAUUCAGAGACCUCUUUAAUCUCCUCCCCCCUUCCCCACCACUGUUUAAGGUCAAUGGGUUCUUUUAGGGCUUUGCCAAUCUCUGUCAACAACAAAUGCAGCCAGCAGACUCCUCCAAGCUGCUUCACUGAAACAUUUCUCUCCAUCGGUCUCCUCCAAGCCACCAUAACACUUCUCUCUACCUGUCUCUUCCAAGCCACCACACCAUCCAUCUCUGGUCUCUCCAACUUGCCAUACCUUCUCUUUUUGGGCUCUCAUAUUUAUAUAUACCUCAGCAUCCUAGACCACACCCUUCUCCAUGGUGCACUAGGCAGGCAGUUACCAGCUGGCAAAGGCCAUACCCCGAAGGAGGCAGUUAUCAGCUGUGGACAAACUAAAAUCCCACAUGUGAGAUUAAAACAAAAACACAUUUAUAUAACAUAACUGAGUUUUUAAAGAAACCAAAACCUCCAUUAUAAAGUGUAGGCUGCAUGGAAACCCCCACUCUUUCCUCAGCUCAGGAAGCAUCAUGCAACUGCCACUAUUAGCCAAAUAUACUACACACACAUGCUAUUUGGAAAGCUGUGGGCUGUGGCCCUUUGGCCAGGUAGAUACAUCCUCUUAGUGUAGAAUUAGAAUAUGUCCUUUCUGUAGAGACUAGAGCAUUGGAGAUCUUCAGAAGCCUCACAGGAUUUCCUUUCUGGUCAAGGUUUCUUUCCCCAUGUUAUUACUUCACUCAGCCUCAGAGGAAAGAUGCCUUGCUCAAGAGCUUCAUUCUCCAAAAAGAAUUGGGUGGCUACAUUUCUGACACUUUGAGGGAAGUGGGUGUAACUAGGCCAUCAUCACAAGAGAUCUUGAAGAAUGCAGAGUCAUUUCCAUUCCUAAGAGGGAACUUGAAAGAAAACAGUGCAGAUGGUGAAACCGGGUUCAUUCCAGUUCCUAUGUUUCAGCUCAGAGAAGAACAGGGUUCAAACUGAGGUUGAGUUCCUUCACUCCAGCGGCUCCUCAAACUCAAAAACCAGGUGGCUAGCCAUGAGGAAGAAUCCUCUAGCUGGAAAGGAUAGCCUGUGAUCAUUCAAGGACAUGUUUGUCUUUUGUGUUAACAGUCCUUACCAGCUAAAUCCUAAAUGUGCAUGGACAAUCCCAAGCUGUACAGCAGGAAUGAGCUAUAUUUAGGUAUAAUGGAGUUGGUGUCUCACCAAGGCAUUUGAAGAUGUGAGAGAUAUUGCUAAAUUGUUCUCUGAAAAAGUUGAACUGACUUAUUUUCACUCAUAUAUCCUUGCUCUAUCUGACAGGUAAAAUUUUUGUUAAAUACUUGUAAGUAAAAGGCAGCUCAUGCUUAAACAUUAUUGAUGACUGCAUUCAUUCCAUUUUGAAAAUCUAUUGAUACCUGUCAGGUCCCACAGAAACCCUGGACAAAUGACUAACUGGAGUGCCUUUUAGCAUAUCAAAGAGCAUUCUGAACAGGCUUGCUCAGACCUGUGGCUCCUCUAUGCUCUCUUCUCAGCCCCACCCCCUAUCCUAACCCUUCCAGAUAAAGAAUUUCCCAUUCCUUCUCCCAGCUUCUGAUUCCUGUAUAACCCAUCCAUCUCAGCCAUGCUCUCUUUCAGCUCUUCCCUCUCUCUUAGUCUUCUUAGCCCUCUCUCCUCUCUCUUGUUCUCACCCUGUCUCUCCUCUCAUAGCCUGGUUUAUUCUGCUGACCAUGUUCAAUCUACUUUCUCUCUCUGCUCUGGACUCUUUCAGAUGCCUCUAGAUGUACACUCCCUCCCAUCAACACUACAAACCUUCUCCUUGUUUGGUUUCAGGAAGCCCUAGGUCCCUAUCUGCUGCAGGGCAUGGCUGGCAUACCCUGCCCUAUAACCUGAAUUCCCUAGCCCUGGGGGUGGGGAGCGCUUCCCUUCUUCCAGAGGCUUUUCAUUAUAUAAUCCAGACAUUUUGGUUCCUCUCUCUCUCUCUCUUUCUCUCCUGCUCUCUUCUCUCUUUUUUCUAUUUGUCCUCUCUCCCUUCUCCUCCUCCUCUCUCCUCUCUCUGUGAGCGCUUUUCUCUCUCCUUCCCUCUACAUGGUAGCUGCUCCAAUAAACCCGCACUUAUAUACUGACACUUCAUUUUUGAAAUUAGCCCAUUCUGCUGUUUCAAUCACCUGGUGCCUGUGACUCGGAGGAAGUUGACCCUACCUAAGCUGGACACAUGGGGCCACUCCCUUCACCUCAUCUUUCUCUGUCUGAUUUGCCUGGAAACCUGGGAGGAGUUGAGGCCCAGACCGGUAACCCAGGUCUUCCCUGGCCAUAUGGGGACUACUCCUCUCCUCUUAUUUCCCUCUCCACUUGUUGCAACUUUGGACUCAGUGAGUGACCCAUCCCCCAGCUACUGCCAGGAGAUACCAAGGGGAUCCAGGACCCCUUGGACUUGCUCUGCCAAGAUGUGGUCAUGCUAGGACUAGUCUGUCUGGAACCAGGCCUUUGUUCUGGGGUAACCUUACGUUUUGGAGAUGUCUGAUUGUAGGUUAAUCCCACCAAAUUGCCAAUCCCAAAGGAUUGAAUUGGGACACUACAUCCAUACUAUUGGGAUUCUGGCAAACGCUGCUAAGAUAGGUGCCCCUGCGUGUCUUCGGGAAUUUUUCCAAACUACCAGGUUUGGGGGAACUAUUCUCUUGUCCCUCCCCCUCUUCCACCUCUUGUGGCUGCUUUCUACACACAAGGCUCCUACCCCCUCCCCCUCUACCCCACUACCCUCCCACCCAUUCAUGGUCUCUCUAGGCGGCAGUGGCAGCAGCAGUGGCAGCAGCACCGGCACUGGUGGUGGUUUUAAAUCGACCAUGGCCAGCCACUAACAAUGCUGACUUUGAGAUGAAGAGGAUAGAGCCACGGCCCCACUGCCACCUUGACUAAGGGCAGGCACAUGACUGGCAGCCAUCUUGGUUGUGGGAGAGUUGUUUCACCGCCAUCUUUAUUGAGGGCUGCCAGGUGCUUUCAGUACCAUGCAGACAAAUAAAACUUCUGUUUUAAACUUUGGCUGUUUGGCCUGUAAUUAUGCAAUAUGAUAGGAUCAUCAGGAUUGCCAGUCUCUCUAUGAACUGUACCUAUGAUUGAAAGUUUUGCUUUAAUACUAGUUUAGAAAUAAUUUGAAGUCAUGCUAAGAACUGAUGCAGUUAAUUACAAGAUUAAGCUUUACUUAGUCUCUUGUUUUACAUCUUCAAGGUUACCCCUAGGAAAGGUAACUAAAAACAAGCAGUUUGUUUAGCUCAGCUGUACUUAAUAGAUUAUGGUCCUCAAACCUGUCAGAGAACCUGCAGAACAUGAUAUUUAAAUGUUUAAUUAAAAAAAAAAAAACUUACUAUGACAGAGACCCCAGCUUCUAGCAGUGAUCCCAAGGCCUCUGAGAACUGGGCACAAUGACAGAAGAUUACACCUGGAUUGUGAUACUGGGCAAGACUGCCCCAAUGCCUCACCCUCUGCUAAGGCCCUGCACAAACUGUGGACAAACUGGACAUCCAAAAGUUGACUGCCCUGUUUUGCCUAGACAAAAUAAUGUCAGUCAUUCUCUAAGUUCCUCCUUCACAGUAUAGUCUCUCAGAUUUGCCAGGCCUGGCAACCAAAAACUGACACUGCCCUAGAACCUGUGCCCACAACGAAGUCAUCAACACCACAGCGAAGGUUGUGUAGAUAAUGGUUAAGCCUCUGUCGUAUUAAUCAAUAGGCCGCUUGGAUUUGCUUCCUGCAGUGAUAUAUCUUUCUCAGCUCUCUGAUGGAUCUGAAGAUCAGUUUAACAGCAGAAACCAAGGUUUCCGCUGCCGUCUCAGAAAAGUAUAAAGUUUAUGUAAGGUCAGCUGUGGGGCUUCCCCUCUCCCAGUGGCUCUUCACUAUAUAAUCCAGGUAUUUUGGUUAUCCCCUCUCUCUCUCUCUCCUCUCUCUUUCUGUAUCUCUCCUCUCUUCCUUCUCCUUCUCUCUCUCCUCUCUCUGUAUGUACUUUUCUCUCUCUUUUCCUCCCUCUGCAUGGUGGCCAAGUGCUGUGUCCAAUAAGCCUGCCUUUAUAUAUUAUAACUUCAUCUUGCCAUUAGCUCAUUUUGUCAGUUCAUUCACUCCUCAACCAUACCUAGGAGCAGCCAUGUCCUCAUUUUCAUUUAUUCAGCAGUUUCUCUCAUUGUAUUGGAAGUUUGGGUUUCUUUAAAAACUCAGUUAUAUUAUAUAAGCAGGUUUUUUAUUUAAUCCCAUAAGGGGAUAUGGACCCACUCAGCUAGAGUGUAUACCCCACCCCUGUUCAUUUACAUGUGCCCCAAUUUUCUCAAAUGGUACCUCCUCUAAGAAGCUUUUCCUGGCAUAAACAGUCAGAAUUUUGUACUUUUUCUCUCCCUGUUGGUCCUUUCUUCACUCUAACUCAUUUCAUUUUGACUUGCAAAAGAAGCAAUUUUUUGUUUUCCUUUGUGUGACAAACACAAUUUAAAAAAAAAAUCUGUUACUUUUAUUUAUCAGUUUCCAUUUGCAUUUGCCAUCACCGAACAUAACACAUGUAAGAGCCUUUGUUAAAAUAAUAAAUGCUGUUGCAUAGAAUUCAGAGUGACCUGUCAGCUCAGAAAAAGGCACACAUUGAAAGUAAAGAUGGAUAGAAGCCAAUAGACAUAGGGAAACAAAAUUACACUAAACAUUAUUCAUAAAGAUGCAAACAUCAGAUACAGCCUUAGUGUAAGAGCAUUUGGAAGGAAGAGACUUUCUGACAAACCACAACUAAGAGGCUAUCAAAAGCCAGGUGUAAUGAUGAAUUGCCUAUAAUCGCAGCACUGAAGUGGCAAAGGCAAGAGGAUUCAAGGCCAGCUGCAGCUACACAGCCAGUUCAAAGCCAUCCUCGGCUACAUGAGACUUCCAUUUUUAAAACAAACAGACAGACAGACAGACACAUAGACUUUUUUCUUCUCCUUGGAACAUGGCCUGUGCAUGAGGUCAGCUGAAGUGAUGAAGUGAUGAAGACGCAGUGCCCUGGAAAGGUACCUGUAGAAAGGAAUAAGAGACUUGGUCAUAAAGGAUAGAGCAAAAUCAAAGUAACUUCUCAGAAUCACUCCUCUUCCGGAAGUUGAAUUGAAGAGUCCCUCCUGGACAGAACACAUUCUCCAACUUGCCAUUUCUUCUCCCUGAUGAGCUCAAUGAAAUUUCCAGCAUCUUAAAGCUCUGGUGUAAGAAGUGGUCGAAGAGAGAACACAGGAUUGGAGCCUACUAUAGAGGGUCCUCUGAAAGGAUUCACCCAACAGGGGAUCAAAGCAGAUGCUGAGACUCAGGGUCAAACUUUGGGCAGAGCACAGGGAGUCUUAUGGAGGAUGAAAGGGGUGGGAAUAGAGCAACAUGGAGGGGACAGGAGCCCCAUACGAAGAUCAAACAAACUAAAAUGUAUGAGCCCAGGGGGUCUUGCAGUGACUGAUGCACCAACGAAGGACAAUACAUGGAGAGGACCUAGACCCCCUGCUCAGAUGUGACCGAUUGGCAGCUCAGUCUCCAUGUGGAUCUCUUGAGUGAGGGGAGCAGGGGCUGCCUCUAUCAUGAACUCAGUUGUCUGCUCUUUGAUCACUGCCCCUGGUGAUGCGGCCUUGCCAGGCCACAGAGGAAGAGGAUCCAGGCAGUCCUGAUGAGACUUAACAAGCUCUGGGCAGAUGGCAAUGAUGAAGAACUCCUCCUUUCAAUGGACUAGGGAAAGAG
This is a messenger RNA of Psammomys obesus (fat sand rat), 6889 nucleotides long. RefSeq names its product CD84 molecule (gene Cd84). Gene Ontology annotation, cellular component: external side of plasma membrane. Gene Ontology annotation, biological process: negative regulation of interleukin-6 production; positive regulation of tumor necrosis factor production; regulation of macrophage activation. The record is from RefSeq and is a predicted model, not a curated record. Bases 7 to 981 code for a protein of 324 amino acids. The transcript has 7 exons. Lineage: Eukaryota; Metazoa; Chordata; Mammalia; Rodentia; Muridae.